ACAGCAGAGUCCUGUAGAACUGCAGCUGGAGUUACUGAUGUUACAUAAUUGUUUCCAUAGCAACGGCUUCAGAGCUGGGCAGGGCCAACAUGUUGGACACUGAAGACUGUUUAGACCUAACCCUGCAACAUGUAUGACUCUGGAUGAUCGACAACACAUAAAAAAGACAGUGAGACAAAGAGUGUCAGACAACUGGAGAAUCAACAAGACAGACAGACAGACAGACAGACAGACAGACAGACAGACAGAGACAGGUGGAUGCAGAGGACGGACAGGUGCUGCCAUGUCUUGCAGAAAGAAAUCAUUUUGGGAGUUUUGGAGGAGUAAGACGGAGAGAAGAGUUAUUCUUCAGAGAGCCAAUCAGCUGAAACUUCUUCCUUCACAACUGAAACAAUUGCUAGGUGACAGAGUUGUUCGGACGGAGCUGCAGAACACUAGGACAGCAUCUCUACUGCCCCCGGUUGGUACGGAGGUCUUCAGAUGCUUCGUGCAUGAAGCACAGGAGGAAGAGCAAGAUACCAGGAAGAAAGACAAAGAGUCAACAGAGAUGGACCGGCACAAACUGGCCAGCGACCUGGAGGCUGGGAAGCCCCUCCCAUUCAUCUAUGGGGACCCACCACCUGAGCUUCUUUACACCCCGUUGGAGGAGCUGGAUCCAUAUUACCAAUCACAGAAGUCUCACCUGCAGACGUUCAUCGUGCUUAGUAAAUGGAACAUCAUUCACAGGUUCAAUGCUGAGUCGUCCUGUUACCUGCUGAGUCCAUUCAACCCCCUGAGGACAGUCGCCAUCAAGAUCCUGAUUCACUAUUUUUUCCGUAUGUUCAUCCUGCUGACGAUUCUGACCAACUGUGCAUUCAUGAUCAUGAGUGAUCCUCCAACAUGGACCAAGAACGUGGAAUGCGUGUUUGUGGCUAUCUACACUUUUGAUACCAUCAUAAAGAUCAUGUCCAGAGGCUUCUGUGUGGGAAAAUUCACCUUCCUCAGAGACCCUUGGAACUGGUUGGACAUCAUGAUCAUCAGCACGGCAUUUCUGGCUCAGUUUGUACAUUUUGGUAAAUUUUCUGUGUUGAUGAUGAUUCCUCGUGUCCUGAAGAUCAUCACAGUGAUCAGAGGUCUGAAGACGACUGUUGGAGCUCUCAUCCAAUCAGUGAAGAGACUCGCGGGUGUUUUCGUACUGAUGGCGUUCUGUCUCAGUGUCUUUGCUCUCAUUGGUCUGCAGCUCUUCAUGGGAUCUCUGAAGAAUAACUGUUUCCUGUCACCUAGAAACCUGACCAACAGCGCUAGUUUCAUCUCUGAUUACUACGACAACACAACUGGAAGUGAUCGGAACUUCACUGAUCACCCCUACUACCUGCCAGGUCGUGAUGAUGCUCUGCUCUGUGGAAACACCUCUGAUGCCGGGGUCUGUCCGGAGGGUUACGUCUGCAUGAAGAUGGGGAAGAACCCAAACUAUGGCUACACCAACUAUGACUCGAUUGGCUGGUCACUGCUGGCUCUGUUCAGAGUGAUGACUGGGGACUGGGAGGACCUGGCUCUGAUGACAUUACGAGCACAUGGUAAAAGGUCCCUGACCUUCUUCGUGCUUGUCGUCUUCCCUGGCUUUUUCUGCGUCCUGAGCCUCAUUCUGGUGGUGGUUGCCAUGGCAAUCAGUGAUCAGAAAGAGGCUGUUGUUGCUGAGGCCAGACAAAAAGAAGAAGAGUUCAAUCAGAUUGUGGAGUCUUUGAAGAGGAGAGAGGAAGAGGAACGGGCAGCCUGCAGGGUGGCACUCUCAGAGAAACAAGAUGGUGAAAACGAGAAGAGCCACGAGCAAACAAACACUGCAGCAGAAGACCACAGGUUGUGUUCUCCAUGUUGUUACAUCUUCGCCAACCACGUCCUGAAGUGGAAUUGUUGUGGCUGCUGGCGCUGUCUCAAACAUCGACUUUACUCCUUCGUCAUGAACCCGUUCUUCGACCUCGGGAUCAUCACCUGCCUCAUCAUCAACACCAUCUUCAUGGCCAUGGAGCAUUUUCCACUCACAGCAGAGUUUGAAUCGCACCUGAGUAGCGCUGCGCUGGUGUUCACAGCUAUCUUUGUGGCUGAGAUGGUCCUAAAACUUGUGGCCAUGGACCCAUACGGUUAUUUUCAGGUGAGCUGGCACAUCUUUGACUUCAUCUUAGUUGCCAUCAGUCUGCUGAACCUGUCUCUAGAGUCAAAUUUUCUACGCUUCCUCCUUGUGAUGCGAGUGCUAAGGUUGGCCAGGUGGUGGCCGAGCUUCCACCUGUUGUUAAAGGUCAUGUGGACCCCAGCGGUGGUAAAUCUGAUCCUGCUUCUGCUGAUUGUGGUCUUCAUCUUCACCAUAGCCGGCAUGCAUCUCUUCCAGAAGGACUACAAAGAGAACGUCUGUCAUAUCAUGAAGGACUGCCAGCUUCCUCGCUGGAAUAUGACCAAUUUCUUCAAUGCCUUCCUCAUCAUCUUCAGAGUCCUGUGUGGAGAGUGGAUUGAUGACCUGUUGGGUUGCAUGGAGGUCUCAGGUCAGAACAUGUGUCUGAUCUUCUUCGUGAUGGUCGUGUUUAUCGGAAACCUGCUGGUCUUGAAUCUGUUCCUGAACUUGUUGCUGAGCGCUUUUAUCAGUGACAGUCUGGUGGCUCCAAAUCAAGUGGAAAAGAACAACAUGCACAUUGCUAUAAGCUGGACCAAGACCUGGAUCCUGGAACAUUUGCUGGGAAAGAAGAAUCAUGUGAAGCCAGACCACACAGUCGGGAGUAUGGAAGACCACAGGAAGGACUACCUCACUUUGGACUUUGUGACCUCAGACCAGACAAUGUUAGAGGUCAAGGCUCUCAGUGGUAACCAUGACAACAGGUCCAGCAACUACCAUAACACGGAAUCCCGUGGGAAUCCCAUCACCACAGCCGAAAUCAAGAUGGAAGAAGAAAAAAAAUGUGACAUUGUGCAGACCUGUGGUGACGACGAUCAUAAAGGAAACACACCUGAGGACUGCUGCUGUGACCAGUGUUAUCGCUGCUGUCCCAUUCUGGACUCAUCCCGGGACAGUGGCAGGUUCUGGUCUAACUUCAGGAGAGUCUGUUUCACCAUCAUACAUCACAAUUACUUUGAGAUCUUCAUCAUCAUCAUCAUCCUGUUGAGCAGCAUAGUUCUGGUAUUUGAGGACAUUCACCUGCAGCAUCUGCACGUCUUAAAGGGAGUUGUGGAGACUGCAAACCAGGUUUUCACCUAUCUGUUCCUGCUGGAGAUGUUGCUCAAGUGGUUUGGCCUUGGACUAAAGAAAUACUUCACAAGCGCAUGGUGCUGGCUUGACUUCAUCAUCUUAGAUGUGUUUUUGGUCUCGCUGAUGGCGGACAUGUUAGGAUUCUCUGGACUUAGAGUUUUCCAGUUUCUGAGGACUUUGAGAGCUCUGGCACCCCUGAGGGCCCUGUCCCGCUUCGAAGGCUUGAGGGUGGUGGUGCAGGUUCUGGUCCAGACCAUCCCGGCUAUGUUUGACGGGCUGCUGGUCUUCCUGGUGGUGUGGUUGAUGUUCAGUGUCGUGGGAGUGAAUCUGUUUGCUGGAAAGUUUUUUUUCUGUUACAACAAGACGUCAGAGAAGCCGUUCCAGUAUGACAUUGUGAACAACAGGAGCCAAUGUUUGACUAUGAUGGAGGAGAAUUACACCGAGGUCAGCUGGGAAAAUGCCAAAUCAAACUACGACAAUGUGGGGAAUGGCUACCUGUCACUGCUUCAACUGACGGUAUCAGUGGACUGGGAUAACAUCCUGUACUCAGCAGUGGACUAUACAGGGGUGGAAAAUCAGCCAUCCUACCAGUCAAACCCAAACAUGAACUUGUUCUUUAUCAGUUUCUUCAUCAUCAGCUCCUUCUUCACCUUCAACUUCUUCAUCAGGGUCAUCAUCAGUGACCUGCAGAGACACAAAAGAGGUAAACAUCCCUUUAUGACAGAGGCACAGCAGAAAUAUUCCUGGUCCCUGAGGAAACUCUUCUCUAAGAAACCUAAUGAAGGUGUUCCUCGACCUCAGAAUAAGUUCCAGGCUUGGCUCUUCGACCUGGUGACCAGUUGGUGCUUUGAAGUCUUCAUGGUGGUAGUAAUCUGCCUCAACAUGGUGAUCCUGAUGGUGGAGACAGAGGAGCAGAGCGAGCAGAAAGAGGAAAUCCUGUUCUGGUUUCACUUCGUCAUUAUUGUCAUCUUUUUAAUUGAGUUCAUCUUGAAGAUCAUCACGCUCAGAAAGUUCUACUUUUCUGACUGCUAUAACAUCAUCGACUUCUUGGUCAUCUUUGUGUCCAUCAUAGGUUUGUUUAUUGAGGACCUCCUGUAUUACUACUUUGUCUCUCUUGCUGUCUUCUCUGUGUUCCGAUUGGUUCGUAUUGGUCGCGUCCUACAUCUCAUUCACUGUGCCAGGGGCAUCCGAAAGCUGUUUUUGUCCUUCAUGAUGUCACUUCCUGCUCUCUUCAACAUCAGCCUCCUCCUCUUCCUUAUCCUAUUCACUUUCUCCCUCUUUGGCAUGUUUAACUUUGCCUACGUGAAGAAAGAGCACAUGAUCGACGACAUGUUUAACUUCGAGACAUUCGGGAACAGCAUGAUCUGUUUGCUGAUGAUCAGCAUUUCAGCUGGAUUUCACAGUCCCAUCAUGAACACACCUCCAGACUGUGACCUGGACAUUGAGAACCCGGGACUGGCAGUCAGAGGGAACUGUGGCAACCCUUUGGUGGGCAUCAUCUUCUUCACCACCUUCAUUGUCCUGUCCUACCUGCUUGUGAUCCACCUGUACAUUGCAGUCAUCCUGCAGACCUUUAACUCAGAGGACACAGUGGAACUGUGUGAUAAUGAAGUCCAGAUGUUUUGUAAAACCUGGAGCAAGUUCGACCCUGACGCCUCACAGUUCAUACAGUACAGCAAACUGUCAGAUUUCUGCGAUGCUCUGCAGGAUCCCCUAAGGAUCCCCAAACCAAACACCAUCAAACUGAUCAACAUGGACCUACCUCUGUUUCCUGAAGACAAGAUUCACUGUGCCGACGUCCUGCUUGCCCUUGCCACACAGGGGUUGAAUGAUUCAAGAGACAUCUGUGAUCUCAAAGCCAAAAUGGAGGAAAGGUUCAAGGCCAACUUAUCCAAGGUGCCAUGUAAACCAAUCAGCAGCACCCUGCAGAGGAAACAGAAAGAGGUGGCAGCGACAGUGAUCCAGAGGGCAUACAGGAAAGGACGAGACACCACUGAGAUGGCGGUCCAGUCUGUGGACGGUCAUGGUGGUGUUUCAGAUGUUUCAGGCUCCUCCAAGCCAGAUGGUGCUUCAGAGUGAGCCACAAUUUCCUGCCACAUAAGAAACUUAUGUAUCUAUCACCUAAUGUGUUUGUCCUGUUUCUUUCUCCUUCCACCUGUGCACCCACCUGUGGUCUCACCUGUUAACUGUCAACUUUAGCAGAUGACAAACCACAGCACAGAUGAAACUUUCCAGUCUUAAGUUACUUUUUCAUUUCUUUGUUUUUUGCACGUGAAAUAAAAAAAAAUACUAAUAAGCGGGGCGGCGUUUAGCUCGGUCCUUGCUGCAGAAGCCCAGGGUUUGAAUCCGACCUGUGGCUCUUUCCUGCAUGUCAUUCCCUAUCUCCCUCUGUCCCCGCAUUCCUGUCACUCUUCAGCUGUCUCCGUCAAAUAAAGCUUGAAAAGGUAAAAAAAAAACAACAACUAAUAAGCUUGUUAAUAACCCUCAAAUUUGAAAAUAUCAUAACUUUCAUUUGACAAUAUAACUUUAUUUUGAAAAUAUAUAUAGCAUGUUUUAGCAUUAAAUAAGUAAUGUUAGCAUGUGUAGCUUUCCUUCUGUCCUUCCUUUAACUUCCUGUUCAUAGAAUUAAUUAGUUGUUAAUUAAAAAAAACUGUAAUUAAUUAAUUUUGUUUUGUUGUUAAAGACUUAAAAAAAGACAGGACAAACAUUUAACCACAGAACACUAUAUGU
This is a messenger RNA of Larimichthys crocea (large yellow croaker), 5941 nucleotides long. Its product is annotated as sodium channel protein type 4 subunit alpha B. The transcript is spliced from 31 exons. Gene Ontology annotation, biological process: sodium ion transmembrane transport; neuronal action potential; membrane depolarization during action potential. Gene Ontology annotation, molecular function: voltage-gated sodium channel activity. Lineage: Eukaryota; Metazoa; Chordata; Actinopteri; Sciaenidae. The record is from RefSeq and is a predicted model, not a curated record. Gene Ontology annotation, cellular component: plasma membrane; voltage-gated sodium channel complex. The coding region runs from base 134 to 5290 and encodes 1718 amino acids.